Aureobasidium subglaciale EXF-2481 is the source of this 1443-nucleotide messenger RNA. RefSeq lists its product as uncharacterized. Gene Ontology annotation, biological process: resolution of meiotic recombination intermediates. The transcript is spliced from 7 exons. NCBI's taxonomy places the organism in Eukaryota, Fungi, Ascomycota, Dothideomycetes, Dothideales, Saccotheciaceae. The coding region runs from base 1 to 1443 and encodes 480 amino acids. The record is from RefSeq and is a predicted model, not a curated record. Gene Ontology annotation, molecular function: single-stranded DNA binding; single-stranded DNA 3'-5' DNA exonuclease activity.
AUGGCCAGAGGAGGUCCCAGUAUCCAAUCCUUCUUCCCUUCUCGGGCGCCACCUUCUAAAGGCCAACUUCGAGCCUUGUCACCAAACCCAGGCGACGGAUUCACCCAGGAAGAACUUGACACUUCUCUGACUCCCCUACAGCAAGACAAUUGGGUUCCGUCUGCAAACUAUGACGAGUUUGAUAUCGACUCUCUUGUCCCCGGACCAAGUCGAAUCAAGAUCAUGGGUCGAAUUGUGAAUUUGUUCGAAAGCUCGCCCAAGACAAAAUUGUCUGCCGGAGCAAAGGGAUCCCUCCACCUCGUAGUCAAGGACGAUACAGGUGUUGUCACUAUCAAAUUGUCCGACACCAUGCUUCUAUACGAGCCACAACUUGGUCAACUCGUUGCAAUCUGGGCCACUUAUAUCGCAAAUGGAGACAAGGGCUCCUUCCCUUGCGCAGUCGCGCCACUCUACAUCAAAAUCUUCCCCGAAAAAGACAAGAGUUCACACAUUCGGAUCUUGGACGUCGAUGAGUCCACUGAUCUCCUUUGCAGGAAGCCAAUCGAUCAUGAAUAUGGCCUGAUGUCACUCAAGAACUUCAUACAAGGUGGCUUUGAAGUGAAAGAUUCGAAGGUACUUGUUGUUGUGAAAAGUAUCAGUGCACGUAGGAAAAAAACAAAGAAGGAUGGAACCCAAGUGCAUCUCGUAGAGGUUGGUCUUAUGGAUGACACUGAUGGAGCAGUACUCUCACUCUGGGGUAUUGCUUCGACCAGUUCGAAUCAAUGGCGACCAUCGCAGACCGUAUUACUGAUCACAAGCCCCGGACUGAAUGUCUCGCACAAGAACUGGCUAGCACUGGCGUCCGAUACGUUCAUCGACGUCGAUCCGGAUAUUUCUGGAGCCACAACACUUCGAACGUUCGCUGGACGCAUGAUCAGAAGACAGAGUGUCAAUUCUGUCUUUCCUCACGAAGAGUACGAUGCAUGGGUUAUGACCAGACCCAAUGAGCAUGUCCUAUAUACGCUCGCAGACGUAGAUGAUCGCGCUCGCGAAAGACCAGGAGAUGAGUUUGAAGGCUAUCUGAGCAUGAUCAUCGUCGAGCUCAACAUGACCACGCUAAGGCAGCAGAACAUGCUUAUGUGCAAUGAAUGCUGCGGCAUCCCUUUGUACGCAAACUCGACCACUUUUAAGUGCAAGCAUUGUGAUAAGCAGGUGCCGCUCCGGAUCAACCCACGACUUAUCGGCAAGCUGGUUGACGAGAGUGGAUGUAUCGGUACUGGCAAACUCAUGCUGUCAGAUUACUCGUGGACACGACUUCUAGGAAGAACGGCCGAGGAUCUGAUUCACAGCAGUGCGAGUGAGCUGAAACACGUGGAACAUCGAAUGCUUCACGCUCGUAUCACGCUGCGAUUCUGGUGGAGUAGCAAGGUUGGUAAACUUGUCAUCUCGGAAGUCUUGGAGUGA